Bipolaris sorokiniana ND90Pr is the source of this 1909-nucleotide messenger RNA. RefSeq lists its product as uncharacterized. Bases 214 to 1638 code for a protein of 474 amino acids. Gene Ontology annotation, biological process: proteolysis. The record is from RefSeq and is a predicted model, not a curated record. The transcript is spliced from 2 exons. NCBI's taxonomy places the organism in Eukaryota, Fungi, Ascomycota, Dothideomycetes, Pleosporales, Pleosporaceae. Gene Ontology annotation, molecular function: aspartic-type endopeptidase activity.
CUUUGUUAACUGCCCGGCCACCCCCUGUUUCCCCGGCUUCACUCCUGCUACUGCCUUUGAAUUGCAUUCUGCGCCUCAGCAGCCCGAAACGCCCUCGAAAGCCGCCGCCCACUCUUUGCGCAUCAAAUCUCACUCAGCCACACCAGGGGUCCUCCCCUUCCGUGGUAUACAUUGGCAGAGUCCUCGGGCAUUAAACUUUCAGAAAACAUCAUCAUGAAGUCUUCGUUGUUACUCUCGGUAACUUUAGCGUCAGCUACGGCGGCAUUAGAGUUCGUCCCGCGAGAGAAUCCCAAAGUAAUCCUACUCGAUACCCAGCGCCGCAAUGUCGUCAAUCCAAUUGCGCACGACCGGUUACGAAGACGGCAAAAUACUGUCCAAGAGACGCUCGACAACCUCGAAACGCUCUACUUCGCAAAUGCAAGUUUAGGCACCCCACCGCAGAACUUCCGACUACAUAUCGAUACCGGUAGCAGCGAUCUUUGGGUCAACGCGGUCAACUCAAAUCUCUGUAUGCAAGGCGGGAACCAGUGCGGAGAGUCGGGCACGUACAACGCAAACGAAUCGUCUACAUAUAAAUAUGUCAAUGGUGUCUUUAACAUUUCCUACGUAGACGGAUCGGGCGCAUCGGGAGAUUAUGCUACAGACACAUUUCGUUUCGGAGGCAAGACAUUGAAGGACCUGCAAUUUGGUAUUGGCUAUGUAUCGAGCUCGACAGAAGGCAUUCUUGGUAUCGGAUAUCCUAUCAACGAGGUUGCCGUGGGCCGCGCUGGCCUGGACCCUUACCCCAACUUGCCUGCAAAGCUCCGAGAUGACGGCGAAAUCAAUACCAUGGCUUAUUCGCUGUGGCUGAACGACUUGGACGCCUCAACUGGAAGCAUUCUGUUUGGUGGUGUGGAUAGCGAAAAAUUCGAUGGCCAACUACAGACGCUGCCCAUCAUUCCCGAACGGGGCCAGUUUGCCGAGUUUGUCAUUGCUUUGACCGGAAUGGGGGAGAACGGCAAUGAUGGUUCUCUUUUUAAGGACGAAAAUGUGCCUGUCCUUCUCGACUCUGGCUCGUCCUUGAUGUACCUACCUGAUCAGGUUGCCAAUGCGCUGUACCAAACCUACAACGCCCAGUACGACUCCUCGCAAGGUGCUGCCUUUGUCAAUUGCGAUCUGGCAAACAGGCAAGGCUCGGUUGACUUUAAUUUCUCCGGCGUCAAGAUCUCCGUUCCGCUCAACGAACUCGUUGUCCUUGCCGCCGUCAGCCGUGGGCGGCCCAUCUGUAUUUUUGGAGUUGGCCCAUCUGGCGAUUCCCUAGCGGUCCUUGGAGACACUUUCCUACGGUCCGCAUACGUUGUCUACGAUCUCGAGAACAACGAAAUCUCCAUCGCACAAACAAAAUUCAAUGCGACCGCAUCAAACGUGCAGGAAAUUAAAAAGGGCGUUGAUGGCGUUCCCAACGCUGAGGAUGUUCCUAAUGCGGUAUCCACGGCUGCAAUUGGCACUGGUGGACCUAGGGUUGAUGGCCCCAGCAUCACCGGUACAGUUUUCCAGUCUCCUAGUGGUGCUGCCCCACCAGCUGCAACCGCAAACCCAUGGAUCAGCGGUGCUGCCAUCGCCGGUGCAGGUAUCAUGAUGGGCUUCAAUGGCUUCUAAGCCUGCCAUUCUGCACCCAUUUCCUAUUCUUGUUUUGCUUAAUAUCUUUUUGGUUGUACAACAAAGUCAUUCGUUGCAUAUGCAUUAGAUGCGUCAUUGCAGAUGGAAAAGGGCGUUACUGCAUUUCUGCGUUUUGGGUUGUAAAGGAAAGGCUAGCAUAUAUCCCCCCACCUUGGUUUGUGCAUUGUUUUAAAGCGAGUGUCGACCUGCUUGGACGGGUUGCAUGUAGAUACGAUUAUGAAUGUGACGAUUGUUUUGGUUUUAUGUAUGC